This is a messenger RNA of Nymphaea colorata (pocket water lily), 390 nucleotides long. RefSeq lists its product as uncharacterized. The transcript has a single exon. Lineage: Eukaryota; Viridiplantae; Streptophyta; Magnoliopsida; Nymphaeales; Nymphaeaceae. The record is from RefSeq and is a predicted model, not a curated record. Bases 1 to 390 code for a protein of 129 amino acids.
AUGGAUCACAUCAAGGGCUCCGUGGGGAGCCUGUGGAAUCAAGAUGCUACGAGCAGUGGCAGCAGAGGCAAGAACAAGAACAAGAAGAAGAGUGAAGAGCAGUGGUUCCCAACAAUCAAAUCGUCGGAGGACGCUCUCCAGGAGAAGAAGCUGAACUUUGGGCCAGGUGGGGGCGUGGGCAUUGGGUGUGGGGUGGGCAUUGGUGCUGGUCUGGUGGGUGGGUUUGGCUAUGGCGGUUGGCUGUGGAAUCACCUGAGGCUGGUGGUGGGCGUUGGGGCGGGAUGUGGCAUCGGGAUAGGUUAUGGGUAUGGCCAAGGUUUUGGGGUGGCAUGGGACAGACCUCCCCCCAAGAGAAAACCCCCGCCCAAGUUUUUGGUCAUUGAGAUCUGA